Molecule: messenger RNA, 1350 nt
Organism: Teleopsis dalmanni
Lineage: Eukaryota; Metazoa; Arthropoda; Insecta; Diptera; Diopsidae
Gene: Nprl2
Product: GATOR complex protein NPRL2
Exons: 7
Coding region: 101-1285 (394 amino acids)
Biological process (GO): cellular response to amino acid starvation; positive regulation of autophagy; negative regulation of TORC1 signaling
Cellular component (GO): GATOR1 complex; vacuolar membrane
Molecular function (GO): GTPase activator activity
Source: RefSeq, a predicted model, not a curated record
GCAGCGGCGGGAUGGGAUUUGUACAGCUGUUUUUGUUUUAUUCAAUCAGCUGCAAUAUAUUUAUAAAAUAAAAUUAUGAAUUUAUUGUAAUUUUUAAGAUAUGCAGAAAAGUAAUCAGCAAUUCUUUGAAGGAUGUGGGAAAGAAGGAAAAAUUCGUUGCAUUUUUCUAAGUGAAUUUCAUGCCACCGCAGGUUGCAAAAUCAGUUGCCAGGUGCCGCCUGAUUAUGUUUCAAAAGAUGUAUUUGAUGCUAUUAAUGUGUACAUUAUUCCUAAGCCUCACUUGCAGCGCUGCAUAUUGACUGUGAAUGCCGUGGAUAUGAAAAUUGUGGGAUAUCCCGUUGGCAUAGAGGAUCAACAAAAAUACGUACGCAAUGCAUUUUUGUUUAAUUUAUGUUUUGUGUGCGACUCUUGGGCGCGCUCUGUACACUACGAACCAGUGGUGAAAAAGCUAUCGGAAUAUUUGAUAAUGAUGGAGGAGGAAAAUUGUUUUUUAUCUAAAGUUGAAGAUAACAAGUUGAAACUGCAACAUAUUUUCGAAACAGUCAUUAGGGAUUUAAAUGAGAAGAAAGUGACUACAAUAGUUGAGGGCGAUACAACAAUAUAUCUUAAAAUUGUUACACAUAAACCUGAUCCACCUAUAGUUAAAGAUCACAUGGUGCCUUUAUUGCUGGUUGAUUUUAAAAACACGCCUUUGGACAAUUGGGACUUGACAACUCAACAGAUUUUACCUUACAUAAAUGGCAUUAACCAUAUUGCGCGCAUUGCCGCUGAGGCAGAUGUUGAAACUGAUCUAGUCAAGUCGUGUAUGCAGAAUUUGGCGUACUACGGUGUAGUACAAUUGUUGCCUAUUUUAAAAUAUAGCAAUGUUUAUAUGUGCACACAGAAUCUUAAGAAUCUUAUACAAAACACGUCUCUAACUGCUGCCUGUCGUAAAUACGUUGCACUUAAUCCCGAUAAAAUUCCAAAAAGUCCAACAAUACAGAAAAUAUUUCAGUUCUAUGCUUCAAUGAGUCAUGGAGUUACCUUGCGUGCAAUUUGUCAGCGCUUGUGUCCGCAGAACAAUAACAUCGAUGAAAGGAAAUUGGUUAUAUUUGGUUUACAGCACAAAAUCAUACGCUGCAUACACAAGUAUCCCAUAUUCACUGGUUCUGUGCCUUCAGGACGACAAAAAAUGUACACUGGCCUGUUGAAUUUCGAUGAAAUCUGUUGUAAAACUGGACUCUCACCAUUUAAUAUUGAAAAGGAUAUCGAUAAGGAUACUAAUGUUACAGUUAUAUGGAAAUGAAGUUGUCGCUAGUCUAGAAUAUGAAUAUGUAUAUCUGUAGAAAUUGAUAAACUUCUAAAACGGAG